GCAAAACAAAAAUCAGAAAUUAAAAGUAAGGUUUCUAACGUCGUAGACUCAGACCAAGAUUUUGAUGUUGUAGAAGAAGAUGAAUUCUCCGUUUAGUUCCAAGAAUCUAAGACGCUUUUCAAAAUCCAUCACUUGCAAAUGCCUUGUUCUCGUUGGCAUUGCUCUGUUCUUCAGAGCUCUGUUUCUCUCUUACUCCACCAGAAACAGUAGCUUCUUGUUUCGAGCCCGUUACAUGUCAGAUUCCUCCUCAACAGCCCACAAGUUCCUCGAGGUUCCUCAGAUCGUAUGGGGACUGAACAACCAGAAGAUAGCUUUCGCGAGAGCUUGCUUGACCGCAAGAACAAUGAACAGAACGCUUCUCAUGCCUAGCCUAAGCGCUUCCUUGUUCUACAAGGAAGUAGACAAGCUCCGUCCCAUCCCCUUCGAUAAAGUCUUCCAGUUCGAAAGAUUCAACUCUCUGUGCAACGGAUUCGUGCGGCUCGCUCGGUUCUCCGACGUUAGAAACAGAACACAUUCGUUUGACCUAGAGAAAGGUAGCGGAAGAAGAUGGACGGUGGAGAGAGACUUGGAACAGCUGAAACAGUUCGCAACUAAUGAGUUUGAAGUGGUCCGUGUUGUAGGGAAGAACCCGUUCUUGUGGCAUGAUCACUGGCCUGUUAAGGACUAUGCUAAGGUCUUUGAGUGUAUGGUUGUGGUUGAUGAGAUCUCGAGAGAAGCAGAUAAAGUGGUGAAGAGAAUCAGACAAGGAGGGGGAGAUAAUAGAAUCAUGACGGGUCUUGUCCCUUUUGUUGCGGUUCACAUGAGGAUAGAGAUAGAUUGGAUGAUACAUUGUAAGAAGCUAGAGCAAAGGCUAAAGGUUUCAGAGAUUUGUAGUAGUAAAAGAGAGAUUAUGGAGAGAGUAGGGAACAUAUCUGGUUUAAAGACUCCAACAGUUCUUUACCUAGCAGUAGCUGAUAGUCUCUUAGAUGAAGAAUCAUCGGUCUUAACCGGUUGGAGAGACGGUUUAGUACCUUUUGAGAAGAAGAAGCUUGGGGUUAAAGAGGAGGUUUAUGGGAAAUAUUCUUAUUUGAUACAGUCUGCUAUAGAUUACGAGGUGUGUUUAAGAGCUGAUGUGUUUGUUGGUAAUAGCUUUUCGACUUUCUCUAGUCUCAUUGUUCUUGAGAGGACUCAGAAGAUGAGAAGGUUAGGGUUUACUAGUGCUUGUGAAGAUGGUGAGAACGAGUGGAGAUCAUAUGCAUAUAAUCUUGCUGGAGGAUCAAAGGGAGUUCCAAGGAGAUGGAUGACUAAUAUGACUCAUUCUAGUUUGGAGGCUAUUAGCUAUGGCUCUAGUUCUGUUUCUUGUUCAAGUGAGUGAAGUUGUGAAACUUUAGAGUUAGGUUUUGGUCUUUUUAUACAAUUCUUUUUUUUUUUUUGUGGUACAAAGUUGUGUAGUUACGUCUUAGAUCUUUCCUUCACUUUGUUCUUUAAUUCUGACUUCUACUG
Molecule: messenger RNA, 1482 nt
Organism: Brassica oleracea var. oleracea
Lineage: Eukaryota; Viridiplantae; Streptophyta; Magnoliopsida; Brassicales; Brassicaceae
Exons: 2
Coding region: 80-1354 (424 amino acids)
Biological process (GO): pollen-pistil interaction
Source: RefSeq, a predicted model, not a curated record